Molecule: messenger RNA, 1536 nt
Organism: Castor canadensis (American beaver)
Lineage: Eukaryota; Metazoa; Chordata; Mammalia; Rodentia; Castoridae
Gene: Ssmem1
Product: serine rich single-pass membrane protein 1
Source: RefSeq, a predicted model, not a curated record
UUGGUGUCUUUUCCUUUUUCCUUUUCUUAUGAGGACACUAGUUAUAUUGGAUUAGGACUUAACCCUUGUGACCUGAUUGAACUUUCAUUACCUCUUUAAAGGCCCUAUUUCCAAAGACAGUAAAUUGGUUGGGACUUCAACAUUUGAAUUUGGGGGAACAAAGUUCAGUCUGUAAUACAUUAGCAUUGUGUGUGUUAAUCUACAAUGCUAUGAAACAUAGAGAAGAGACUUAUUAAAAAUGAGCAAUACCUUAAACACUUAAGAUUUAAAGGUAUGGAAAUAUAUACAAGUUUCAAGGAAGAAAAGACUGAGGCAGAAUGAACCAUAUUGAGUAUGGGGUAGGAAGUACUAUAAACUUUUAUAGAAAUAACUUGAGUAAAUCUUCUAAAAUCUUAGAAAUCCAGGAAGUGUUUAUCCGUUCUUGUAACAGUUGCUUAAGUGUAUGUCAUAAUAGGUUGCCAGGGAAGUUGUCAUAGAUCAUGGAGAGAAAUACUUCCCAGUCACCUUCAUCUGUUUGAGCAUGUUUUAUUUUCUAAGCAAGAAACCAUCAUGGGAGACCUUUUUUCUUUAUUUUGGGGGGUAGAGCCUACCCCCAUACCAUUAAGUUUUAGCAUUCCAAGUCAGGAUUAUGAAUGCCAGAAGGAUGACUCCUGUGGGGCAGUAGGGAGCUUCCUGCUUUGGUAUUUUGUCAUUAUAUUGGUCCUGAUGUUCUUCUCUCGGGCUUCUGUCUGGAUGUCUGAGAAUAAAAGGGAUGAAGACAGUGGGACGAGUGCUUCAGUAAAUAAAGCAAGCAAAGAAACUUCCAAUAAGUGGCAAAGUAAAGAUAGCCCCUGGGACUCUUCACAAAUGAUGAAGAAACCUAAGCAGAGUCAACUUUCCCCUGUAACCAGUUCAGAAGUGGCCUUGGUCAAUGCCUAUCUUGAACAAAGACGAGCCAAGCACCAUUCUCAGUUCUACCAGGUGAAUCAGAUCCAACAUGACAGUGAUACUACUGAAUGUGACAGUGAAGAAUCUAACUCAGGAGCCUCCUCCUGGAAGGAGAGUGAAAGUGAAUAUCAUCCAUCACCAGCCAGUAUUCAGAAGAGAAAAACAGCUCAGAGGCAAAGGAAUCUGGGAAAUUACCAAAUAAGGGAAAGGCUCUGCCUCCACUGUAAAGCCAUGAGAACCAAUGAAUGGUUGGCACGACAUUUCCUACAAAGCCCUUCAGGAACAGCCUCUGUGAAGGGAGAUACUCAAGAUGAAAAUUCUAUACCUGACAUUAACACAAAAUUUAGUAAAUUUUGAAUUUUGUCAUUCUUAACUUACUUGAAGCCAAAUGAAAGAGAUGAGUAAAACAUGAAAAAUCACCAGAGUCCUGGGUAAGGAGACUUUUAUAAUAAAGCCUCUCUGCUAACAAAAACAUACUUGAAAGUAAAUUUUACCAAGAGGUAAAAUUUCAGACAACUAUUUAUUCAAAGAAAGGCCAGCAAAUUUGUUUAUGGCACCAUUGGAACAUUGAAGACCUGCAUCACUAUGAUUUUUUUUUAUUCAAAAGAG